AUGGAUAAACAUGCACUGAGAAGAAGAAACAGACUGCUUAAAAAGAAUGAAGCUCGGAUGAAUCUUCUGCUUGGGAAGUCGGAAGAGGGCAAUGUAGAGAAGGACACGGAGGACAAAAAGAAGGCGCCCGAUUUGAAGCCAAAACAGAGUGAAAUAAAUCAAGAGGAGGGACACGAUGAAGGGGAGAAGAAACAACCCCCACACACGGGGAAAGAUCAAGUGGAAACACAGAUCAAUUCCUUAGGACAGGCUAGCACAGCCGACGCAGAUCUACACACGGAAGACAAUUCCAAACAGAAGGGCGACGCCAGUAGUGUACAUGAACAAACCCAGGAGGGGAAGGAAAAGGAGAAGAAUGACCCCACUGGGCAAGAGGAACAAAAAGGAGACCCAGAAAAGGGCCCAAAGGGGGGUCAAAGGGGCGAACUAACAAAUCGAGCAAAGAAAAAACGAAUAAGUAAUCACCCAGGCGAUAAUUCAGAUAACGAACGAGACGACUAUACCAAUGCCGAUGAUAUCAAUAAUCCCAGUGAAAGCAACAGCGCAAAAUCAGAGGAAGGGAAAAUUAAUGAGGGAGCCCCAAUUGCAACCCCCCAAUUUAAGGUGUCCAUUUUCAGACUGGCCCAAUUUGUAUCCCUUAUAUUUAUCGCCUCAAUUGUAAGUAUCGUGAAAAUAAAAUAUUGUGAUUACAAUCCACUACCAAUGAGCAUAGAACCCAUGCGGAAGAAAAAAAAACUGCAACGUUUCAUCAGCUCCAAGUUUGUUUUUUUUUUCCUCUCCCUUUUUUACAACACGACAUUUUCGCUAAUUGAUGUGUAUGCCCAUUAUGUAAAACAGAACAUGAGUCAGAAGGAGAUAUGGAGAAACCUACAGAACCUACGGGAAAGGCUCACAAGUCAGUCUGAAUCCCUAUUGUAUCUCCUAAAUAAUGGCACAACCCUUGCUUCUUUUUUUGUGAGUAUCGUAAAAACAUACUUACUGCUAAUGUUUUUAACUCAUUUGUUUGAUGACCUUCUGUACAACUACACCGUUCGCAAGACUUGGGCGAGUGCUCCCCUCCCCGCGUCGUAG
Molecule: messenger RNA, 1071 nt
Organism: Plasmodium knowlesi strain H
Lineage: Eukaryota; Apicomplexa; Aconoidasida; Haemosporida; Plasmodiidae
Product: conserved Plasmodium protein, unknown function
Exons: 1
Coding region: 1-1071 (356 amino acids)
Source: RefSeq, a predicted model, not a curated record